GUCGGUGUGUAUCGCCACAAUAGGUCGGCGUUUAGAAAUGGAAAUGUGAUCUUGGAUCGAUACACUUUGAUGGGUGCCUGCAGUGGGACAAGGUUGGACACGGAUCCUUGCUCAGUUACUCAUUCAAUCCAGCCCUGUCCAGCUCCUACCGAGCGCAGAGGUUCCUCCAGUUUAAUUUGCCUCUCUUACCCUCAGAGCGGCUUGAGCAACCCCGCCUCGUCUGAUCUCAGUGACCUGGUCUACAUUGACUUCGCCGACGCCGACUGCUACGUACUUCACGCUUCAAACCCCGACGCCAUUAUACGACAUGCCUUCACCACAUAUCAUUGAUGACCCCGAGAAAGGGACUAUGGAGCAAGUAGAGCAAUCAGCACCGGUCGCUCUACCUACUCCGAGAACGAAUGU
Molecule: messenger RNA, 405 nt
Organism: Somion occarium
Lineage: Eukaryota; Fungi; Basidiomycota; Agaricomycetes; Polyporales; Cerrenaceae
Source: the annotation of a GenBank genome assembly